Messenger RNA from Colletotrichum destructivum, 4321 nucleotides. RefSeq names its product Putative vacuole morphology and inheritance protein. The transcript has 9 exons. The coding region runs from base 400 to 3072 and encodes 890 amino acids. The record is from RefSeq and is a predicted model, not a curated record. Gene Ontology annotation, biological process: phosphatidylinositol biosynthetic process. Gene Ontology annotation, cellular component: PAS complex; endosome membrane; fungal-type vacuole membrane. NCBI's taxonomy places the organism in Eukaryota, Fungi, Ascomycota, Sordariomycetes, Glomerellales, Glomerellaceae.
GGUUAUGCUCUGUCGGCGCCUCUGUGCCUGCUCUUCGCUAUCCGUGCCCGCCUGCAGCCUCAUCACGCGCUGACGCGCAGCCCAUCAUCAACUCCUCCUCCGACCUCAACUCUGGAACCUUGGAGGUCCUUGUUCCUCCUACCAAUCCUUUCUCCAUCCGUCCCCUCGCCUGAAGUUUCCCCGUUUUCCACUACACCCACACGUGCACAUAGAGAUCGUGUACCGUUCGCUACUGGGUCCCCGGAGUGAACCCAGCUCAUCACCGCUCAACUGUGGAACUGGGCUCAUCCUCCACCCUUUCGGCCCAACUCAGGCUGGGUAGCCGAUCAAACUUCAGUUCCGUGCCACGACAUCACGGGAGAUGGUCUCUUUGUUGCUGUCUCGACCCAGGCAUAAAUCAUGGACGUCAGCAUACAGAGAGCUCUGAACGACAAGCUGUACGACAAACGCAAGGUCGGCGCACUCGAGCUUGAACGCGUUAUCCGUGAACUUGUUGUAGCUAGAGAUUACCCCAGAGUCCAGGCCAUCCUCGAACAGCUCUGCAAUGAGUUUGCUUACGCCGUCCACCAACCCCAUGCCAGAAAUGGAGGUUUAAUAGGUUUGGCUGCAGCUGCCAUCGCCCUUGGUCAUGAGUUACCCCGCUACCUCGAGAAGAUCGUGCCACCAGUGCUCGCAUGCUUCACCGACCAAGAUGCCAGAGUCAGAUAUUACGCAUGCGAAGCCAUGUACAAUAUUGCCAAGGUUGCCAAGGGGGAGAUCUUGAUAUACUUUAACGAUAUAUUUGACGCUCUCUGCAAGCUGGGAGCAGAUUCCGAGCUAUCCGUUAAAAACGGUGCUGAGCUACUCGAUCGCCUCAUUAAGGACAUUGUCUCUGAAUCAGCUGCUUCAUACGUCUCGGUCCUUGAGGGGGAGCUGGGCCAGGAAAUCACCGACAAGGACGAGCUUCAAGACCGUUCUCCUCCUCCCACUGCAUUCUCCUUGCGCCGCUUCAUCCCUUUGCUCCAGGAACGUAUUUGGGUCAUCAAUCCCUUUACUCGCCAAUUCUUGGUGGGCUGGAUUACCCUGCUGGACUCUAUUCCCGAUCUCGAACUUGUCACUUUUCUUCCCGACUUUCUGGGAGGCUUGCUCAGAUUUUUGAGUGACCCAAAUAGAGACGUACACGUUGCAACGAGAGCCUGCCUCGACAAGUUCCUCAAUGAGAUCAAGAGAAUAUCUAGGAUCAAGAAAGGCAUCGCCGAGAGCAAAAAGUCGCGCGAGGGGGGCAAGCGGAAGCGUGAAGAGUCAGUCGAUUCGGGUAGUGUCCAGAUUGGUCCUGAAGAAGGUGAUGAGGUGCACUCCCAAACCGAUGACAGCGAGAGCAGCGGCGAGGAAGAUUGGAUACCCGGCCAGGAUGUUCAGAUUAACUACCGAAAGAUACUUGAGAUAUUGACCGCCACUCUUGACUCUCCUCUUGAAGAGGAUUCUCUCUUGGAGUCUCUACGAUGGAUUGUGGAGUUCUUAGAUAUCUGCCCGGAGGAAGUACUGCCGUUCACUCCAAAGGUUCUGGCUCAUAUGCUGCCCGCUAUGGCCAGCGGCGUCGAAUCUAUCCGACAAGCUGCUGCUCGUGUCAACGCCGGCUUGAUGGACUAUGUGGUCUCCCUCUCGGAUGAACCCGAAAUCGGCGGACCGUCUCAAUCCGCGUCACGCAUUCCAGUUUCUGGCGAAAGACAAGAUGGCCCCUCUAGUGCGCGGGCUUCUCUGUCUAGUUCUCGAGACCUCGAGCUGAGGAGCCCAACCCCAGCUCAGGGCCACAGCCGUUCCCUCUCAACCCCCAAUCCGCCCUACACAAGCAACCAUCCCCAGGUGGAUCUGGACUAUGCUGCAGCAGUAAACGCCUUGACCCUCCUGUUUCUCAACGAUCAUGAGGCGACUCGGGUUGCUGCUUUGACAUGGCUGAUUAUGCUUCACAGAAAGGCCCCCAGAAAAGUGCUCGCUUUCAAUGAUGGGACUUUCCCUGCCCUGCUCAAGACGCUGUCUGAUCCAGCUGAGGCUGUUGUUACCAAAGAUCUGCAACUUCUCUCGCAAAUCUCCCGCAACAGCGAAGACGACUACUUCUCCAACUUCAUGGUGAAUUUGUUGCAGCUGUUUGCUACUGACAGAAAACUACUCGAGACGCGAGGGAACCUCAUCAUCCGCCAACUUUGCGUGAGUCUAAGUGCAGAGCGAAUCUAUCGCACGCUCGCAGAUUGCAUAGAAAAGGAGGAAGAUGUUGAGUUUGCCAGCAUUAUGGUGCAGAAUCUGAACAACAACCUUAUUACAGCCCCAGAGCUGUCUGAACUGCGCAAGAGGCUUCGUAACCUGGAGUCAAAGGAUGGCCAAACGUUCUUCGUUGCCCUAUUCCGCUCGUGGUGCCACAAUGCUGUCGCCACAUUCUCCCUUUGCCUGCUAGCGCAGGCUUACGAGCAGGCCUACAACCUCUUGCAGAUCUUUGCUGAGCUGGAGAUGACGGUGAAUAUCCUCAUCCAAAUUGACAAGUUGGUUCAGUUGAUAGAAUCUCCUGUGUUCACAUACCUCCGACUGCAGUUGCUGGAGCCCGAGAAGUUUCCUCAUUUGUACAAAUGUUUGUACGGCCUGUUGAUGCUCCUUCCGCAAUCCUCAGCAUUCGCUGCCCUCAAGAACCGUCUGAACGCUGUCAGCUCCAUUGGCUACCUUCACAUUGCCCCCAAAGUUAGCCCCCCAUCCGCCGCAAGCUCGACUUACGACAGACCGAACAGACUGAAGAGUCGGGAAGACAGCAUCAUUCGAUGGAACGAAUUGCUGGAAAAGUUCCGCACGGUUCAAGAAAGAGCUCGGCGAGCUCAGAGACACUCGGGUGACGUCGACGACGGCCGCAGUAGUCUUGGACUUGCGGAUAUGCGCCUGGGGGAAGGUCUUGACACAAAAGGCCUUAAGGAGGCACGUAACCCAAGCGGUCCUCCCGUCCCUGUCAAGGACCCUCCUCCUGCUGCGCCACCGGCAGCCAAGAGGUCGGGUCUCGGUAUGAGACAGAUUAGGAACCUGGGAGGCGCAGUCAGAGGGAAGCGGCCCGGUUGAUGUUCUGCCGCAGAAGGCUCAUUGUCUUUAGCGCAUAGUUGUUCUAAUACCCCUCGACACAAGUAGGUGGAACCCGGCUUGUGUCUGUAUUGUAGACAGUAACCAAAGGAGCAUUGCCAUCAACGGCCCUUGCGAGGACUUUCACGCUCAACAAGCCCCUCGAAGAUGGCGUCGCGGUGCUGUGUGAUGGCGCGUACCUCUGCUCGAAGAUGCUCAAGCUCGGCCCUGGCCGUUUUCAAAUCGUCGGGGAGGCCGGAGAAUUGAUCGACUUCUGCGUCCAAACCUUUCUUUUGGGCAAGGAGGUUGAGAUAGUCGGCCUCGUCCUGAACGAUUUUCUCUAUCGUGUUAUAAGAAGCAUUGUGGCACUUAUUAAGGCUAUAUACGCGAUCCUUGUGCUCAGGGAUGCGUGCGGCCAUGGAUUUGAUCCUUCUUUGCAUGUCCAGAUUCUGGCGGGCUAAGUCGUUGGCAGGCUUGUAGUCGUCACUUCGUAAGAUUUGUAGCAAGUCGUUGGCCGAGGCUGACUCCUGUUCAAUGUACGCUUCAAGGACGUGCACGCGACCCCUCAUCUGUUCCAGUUCCGAUGUUUCGGCGUGCAGGGCGAUCAUGGAGCGGCCGAGGGUCUCGGCAUCUGGAUAGGCGACGGAGAGCUGACAUGACAACGUAGCCAUGGAGUUGAGGGCGGUGCGUCCUUCUCGGGUAAGGUGAUCCUGGAGGGCGCCGAGUAUCCUCUCCCGGACGUCGGUAGGAGUCGGUAAUUCUGAGUAGGAAUCGGACUGACGUUGCACCGCAGAAACUUCCUGAACGACGGUAGCUUCGGCUCGGGCGACUAGCUCGCGCUCCUCGUCGGCUGUCUCGUUUGAGUUGGCAAGAGCGAGGAGGGCUUUUAGCGUCUCGGGGUUGCGCUCAAAUGCAGGAACCGGGCGACCCUGGUAUUUCAAGACAAGCCAGCUGUCGACAUAACUCCAGUCUUUGGCGGUGGAGGCGGCGAUGCGAGCUAUUGAUGGCGAGAAGAUAGCGGUUGGGGGUGGGAGGUGAGCCAUGGUGGGUAGGGAGGCGCGUCUUCCAAGCAGAAAAAUGAGGUGAUUAAAGCCCACGGGCUUCGGUGUUUUUGGGUUCUGGUGUUUGUUAUUGACUGCAAGCCACCUAAAGAGAAGGCGAGUUUCCAGUUGCUGCUGCUACUACUAUUGAUGUUAUCAAGGAAGCGCGGCGCACACAAUAGGUGCUUUGGCUCUUGGAUGUUGGGUUGGGC